Emys orbicularis (European pond turtle) is the source of this 2037-nucleotide messenger RNA. It is a transcript of the gene VRTN, whose product is annotated as vertebrae development associated. The record is from RefSeq and is a predicted model, not a curated record. Lineage: Eukaryota; Metazoa; Chordata; Testudines; Emydidae. Gene Ontology annotation, biological process: regulation of transcription by RNA polymerase II. The coding region runs from base 1 to 2037 and encodes 678 amino acids. Gene Ontology annotation, cellular component: chromatin. The transcript has a single exon.
AUGAUCCAGCGGCACCAGCUAGUGCAGUCUGUACUGCAGGAGCUACAGGAGGCCACCGAAUGCUUUGGGCUAGAGGGACUAACAAGUGCAGCCCUGGAGGCUGAGAGGACCUUGUCCUCUUUCUCCCUACCCAGCUACUGCGGGAGGCAGUUCCAGGAAGAGUUGGAAGUUGACCGGGUGGCAAGAAGCCUGUAUCCGGAGGAUGCCCCCAGCAACAUGCUGCCUCUGGUCUGCAAGGGGGAGGGGAACCACCUGUUUGAGGCAGCCAGUGUGCUGCUGUGGGGGAACCCUAGCCUGAGUCUGGAGCUGCAGGUGCGCACAGUUGUGGAGAUGCUGCUGCACAAGCAUUACUACCUGAACGGCAUGAUUGACUCCAAGGUGAUGCUGCAGGCUGCCCGCUACUCCCUCUGCACCGAGGAGUCCCCUGAGAUGACCAGCCUGCCUCUGGCCAUCCUCGAGGCCAUUUUUGAUGCUGACAUCAAGGCCACUUGUUUCCCUGGCACCUUUGCCAACAUGUGGCAUGUCUACGCCUUGGCCUCGGUGCUGCAGUGUAACAUCUACUCCAUCUACCCCAUGAGCAACUUGAAGAUCCGGCCAUACUUCAACCGCCUCAUCCGGCCCAGGAAGUGUGGCCCGCAGACCUCCACACUCCACAUCAUGUGGUCAGGGCAGCAGCUCUCCUCACAGGUCUUCAAAGCACAGUACUUCGUGGCUGUGGUAGGCCUGGAAGAGCUGGAACCCACAAGCCCUCCUCCAGAGCCUCCAGUCCAGCCAGUCCAGACUCUGGAGCUGCUGAAGAGUGACCCCCGGCUGACCUACUUUAACCUGUGUGACCGCUACAGCAUCACCAAGAGCACCUUCUACCGCUGGAAGCGCCAGUCCCGGGAGCACAGGCAGAAAGCAGCCACCAGGUUUGCAGCCAAACACUUCCUGCAGUCUUGCUUCCAAGAGGGCAAUGUGAUCCCUCUUCAGCACUUCCGACAAAUGUUCCCAGAAAUCUCCCGCUCCACUUACUACGCUUGGAAGCACGAGAUGCAGAGCAUGGUCAAUGGCGGUGAUACCUCUGCUCCAGCUGAGGCCAUGGUGUCACAGGAGCCUCAUGGAGACCAUCAAAAAAAGCCCCACCCAGACAGGGAUGAUGCAGCAAAGUCAGAGGGGGGCCUAAGGCCGAAGAUCCCUCCCCUGGAGCCCAACCAAGCAGGAAUCUUCAUGCAAGGAGCCAAGUCAUACCUAGAGAAAUGCAUUGCCAUGAACACUCUGGUGCCCUACAGGUGCUUCAAGCGCAGCUUCCCUGGUAUCUCCAGGUCCACCUACUACAACUGGCGGAGAAAAGCCAUUAAGGGGAACCCCAACUUCAAACCCCCUCAGCCUCCCUCAGUCAGCCAGAAGCCCCUAGUGAAAGGGAAGGCAUACCUGCCAUUCAAGCCUGGAAAUCUGCCUGGCAGGAAAAGGCUGAACGGACACCGGCCAGAGCCCAGAAGUCUCCUCCAGCUCAAACCCUCUCUCUAUAACUGGAGAAAGCAGCUUAGAGACAUGGCCAAGAGGCAUGUCCAGCAGUGGCGGCUGCCAUUCUGCAAGUUCCGCCUGCGCUAUCCAGGCUUCUCCUCCACAGCCUAUUGGUUCUGGAAGAGAAGCAGCCAGCCGAUGAACAAGCAUCCUCUCUGGACCAGCUCAUCCCAACAGCAGAGUCAGGUCAUCUCUGAGGCUCCUGGAAAAGCAGAGCCUGGGAUCAAACCACAGUCACAAAUGGAAGUGGCUCCCAGGCAUCUAGACAAGCAGGCAUCAGUCACCCCCUACAAUGCCACAAUCUCAGGCUAUGCCAUGUCAGAAAGAGCCAACAGCCGGAUGUUCGUGAUGGAUGUGAUUGCCACUGCCCAGUUCAAAGCUCAGGCCAAACUGUUCCUGCAGCAGCGCUUUGAAUCGAAAACCUUCCCGACCUACAAGGAGUUCAGUGCCCACUUCCCCCUCACGGCACGCUCCACCUACUACAUGUGGAAGCGCGCGCUGCACGAUGGACUGACGCUAGUGGAUGCCUGA